AUGGAAAGGUCUCAACUAGAUGCACAAACUGUUGAUGUUGAUGCUCCACAAAUUGUUGAUGUUGAUCUUGAUGUUGAUGAAGGAGAUAAUGAAAAAGUUGCAGAUAAUAAGGGUGGUGGUCAUAGAGUAUCUUGGAUGAAUGGGGAAUUGGUGAAGAGAUUUACAUGGAUGUGGACUGAAGAUUCGUGUUUGCAUGUUUUGGUUGUAAUCGACUAUUUUACUAUUACGGACUUUGUGUUUUAG
Messenger RNA from Lactuca virosa, 243 nucleotides. NCBI's taxonomy places the organism in Eukaryota, Viridiplantae, Streptophyta, Magnoliopsida, Asterales, Asteraceae. The record is from the annotation of a GenBank genome assembly.